This is a messenger RNA of Linum trigynum, 897 nucleotides long. Lineage: Eukaryota; Viridiplantae; Streptophyta; Magnoliopsida; Malpighiales; Linaceae. The record is from the annotation of a GenBank genome assembly.
AGUUGUAUUGAUACAUUAUAGAAUAAUAAUAUUUAGCAGACUGGGUUAGAAAACAAGAACAGCCAAACGCUGCGCACUCAAACCUACGAAACACCGUCGCGAAGAUCUGAAAAUGGCGACUAGGUUGGCCAACAGAGCCUCCUCCUCCAAUCAAUCCCUAAAUUUCCUGCGCUACUCUUUCAAAUUGCUAAGAAACUUCAGCACUUCUUCGAAUUCGACUUCUGCUCAAACCCCACCGUCGACUAAUACCCCUUCCAAGAAAUCGAAGCGACGCAAGAAGAAAAACCUAUUCGAGGUCGCUCAAUUUUUGCCCAAUUGGGGUCUCGGUUACCACUUGGCCAAAGCUCAUUGGACCAGUGUGUCCUAUGAGAUCACCAAAAUCAAUCUAUACAAGGAUGGUAGACACGGCAAGGCAUGGGGGAUCACUUACAAAGACGGAUUACCUGCUGCAGAAGCUCCCAAGAAGAUUAGUGGAGUUCAUAAGCGUUGCUGGAAAUAUCUUCCUGGCUUAAAAAAAUUGAAUCAAAACUUGGUACACUCCCCAAGUCCGACAACAACGACCGAAACUGCUGCUCAUGGUGAAGUUCAAGCUGCCUGAUGGCAUGUUGUCAGCUAAAGCAGCGAUCUUUCGUUCAGAGGACUGGUUUCUGGGACUUCGAGUGCAGUUAGUAGGAGUUCAUUUUGGCUUGGUUGUUUACUCAGAAACUCUGCUGAAAUGAACGUGACAGUGAUCUGAGGGAACAUUAGCAGAAAGGUCCGAACUGAUAUUAUCCAAGGUUUUCGAAACGAUACCGGUGGUUUGCCGGACAAAUUAAUGAAAUGCUAUGUAGUGUUACAUUUGUUCAACUGAUAGUAUACCGGUGAAGAACGUAGCUGAAAUAAAAUAACUUCAGAUUG